AUGUCGACGGCGGAGAACGAAAUCGAUCUUCAACAGAAUGAUCCAAUGGCCUUCUCUCUCCCUCCGUAUCCUAAGAUGAUAAUGGACGCGAUUGAAGCAUCAAACGACCCGAACGGAUGCAACAAAACGGCGAUAUCGAAACACAUCGAAUCGACUCAGAUCACUCUGCCUCCGUCGCACAACACGCUUCUCAAUUACCACCUCAACCAUAUGAAACAAACAGGCCAGCUCGUGAUUGUCAAAAACAAUUACAUGAAACCAAAUCCAAACGGUCCUCCCAAGCGCGGCCGUGGCCGUCCUCCCAAACCUAAACCCGAUGUCGAUCCUAGCCACGCGGCCGCUGUUCCUGCUCCGCCUGCUUCUCCGCCGAGGCCUCGCGGUCGUCCUCCCAAAUCCAAAGAGUCUCAAUCAGAGACUAAAGCGAAGUUGACAGCCAUUGCUUGUUUCUAUUACUUAAUACAUUAUUUUAUGUUAUUUUCUCAGCCUCCACAAUCUUUUCUGACAACAAUGGAGGAGUAUAUUAAAGAAGCACCACGGGUUGUUGAUGUCCCAGCCGAACCACUGCUUCUAACGUAUAGGCCGGAUGAUGGACUGACUGCCGAAGAUACUGAACCGUCACAUGAAGAACGUGAAGUGUUACCUUCAGAUGAUGUGGUUGUUGUAUCUGAAGAGACAGAACCUUCUCCUCCGCCUCCUCCUUCAGCCAGCACUCAGAACUUCAUUGAUACUGAUGAUCUACUGGGUCUGAACAGUGCUGCUCCUGAUGCAUCUGUGAUCGAAGACCAAAAUGCACUUGCGUUAGCCAUUAUUUCAACUGAUGCUAAUCCUUCAACGCCUGGUUUUGGUCAAGCAAAUGAUUACGAUCCUACAGGAUGGGAGCUUGCCUUGGUGACAGCACCCAGCAGUGAUAUCUCUGCAGCCACCGAGAGGAAAUUGGCUGGAGGGUUAGACACGCUUACACUUAGCAGUCUAUACGAUGAUGGAGCCUACAUAGCUUCUCAACGCCCAGUGUACGGUGCACCGGCUCCCAAUCCUUUUGCGUCCCAUGACCCAUUUGCAUCGUCCAAUGGCACAACUCCCCCACCUCAGCAACAGCCAGCAGUGAACAACCCCUUUGGUGCGUACCAGCCGACGUAUCAGCAUCAGCCCCAGCCAACGUAUCAGCAUCAGUCCAACCCUCCUCCUACCAACAAUAGUAAUCCAUUUGGAAAUUUCGGGGAAUUCCCGGUAAACCCGGUGUCACAGCAGCCAAAUACCACGGGUUAUGGUGAUUUUGCGGUAAACCAACAUAACAACCCAUUCCACAGCACAGGCCUCCUGUGAUCAUGUUUUCUCUAUUUACGUAUGUAUCUUUGAUUGGUUUUGGUUGGAGGGAAAGGAGAGAGAGAUGGAGGGAAUUGGUUUUAUUUGUGAGUAAUAGAGUCACAUGAUUGGUUUGAUGAUCUCUGUUUUUUUAUUGUUUGUAGAAAUAUAAAAAUGUCUGGGAUAUAUAUAUAUAUAUAUAU
Messenger RNA from Camelina sativa (false flax), 1505 nucleotides. Lineage: Eukaryota; Viridiplantae; Streptophyta; Magnoliopsida; Brassicales; Brassicaceae. The record is from RefSeq and is a predicted model, not a curated record.